Molecule: messenger RNA, 4699 nt
Organism: Erpetoichthys calabaricus (reedfish)
Lineage: Eukaryota; Metazoa; Chordata; Cladistia; Polypteriformes; Polypteridae
Gene: dym
Product: dymeclin
Exons: 20
Coding region: 432-2606 (724 amino acids)
Biological process (GO): Golgi organization
Cellular component (GO): Golgi apparatus
Source: RefSeq, a predicted model, not a curated record
CUACUGUUGCCUCUUUAGAGUGAACCUGUCGAAGGUCAGCACUUGAAGCAACUGCAAUAAGAAUUAGCUGGAGUGGAGAGAAGAUGACAUAUUGAGCUGUAUGCUUUGUGGGAGCCUGACACAAAUGGCUCUCGGAGUGACUUUUUCCAGGCUUAUCCUUAGGUUGUUUGUGCUGCCACAGUCCACAUGGCACAAAUGGCAUUUUGGAGAUCCAGCACUCUGUUCAGGAUGGUGCAGGGUGACUUUGUAGCAGAGCUCAAGUGGAACAAGCCUCCUGGGAAGUCAGUCCUGAAGCUCGAUCGCUCACUUGAGAUGUCAGAGUUCUCCUUCGGCUACACUGGCUGAUCCGGGCUGCCAUCUGCACUCCAUGUGAGAUUCCAUAUUUAAGACAUGAGGCUGUGAACACUUUUUCCUCCUUAUCUAUUUACAACAUGGGCGCUAAUACCAGCAGCGUAACAGAACUUGCAGAAAAUGAGAACUUGAGGAAGUUAACUGGUACCGAAUCUAUUUCUGAGAAUGACCCCUUCUGGAACCAGCUGAUCUCCUUUUCAUUUACCAGCCCCACCAACAGUGAAGACGCAAAACAUCUGGAAGAAACUGCCACCAUUCUUUCAAAGCUUUUAAUUGAGAAUAAUCCAAGAACUGGCAAUUUCAGGGCCCUUGUCAAAGUGUUUCUCAGCAGAACCAAAGAGUUGAAAAUCUCCACAGAAUGCCAAGAUCAAUUAUUUAUUUGGCAAGCUCACAAUGCCUUGUUCAUGAUCAGAUGUUUAAUAAAGGUGUUUGUGGGCCUAAUGCCAGAAGAAGAGUUGCAGUUGCAGUUUACGUACCAGGAGAGGGCACCAGGAACCUGUGAUGAAGAAGGAGAUCUUCUGGAGGAGAUGAUCUGUAACCUUGUACAUCUUAUUACAGAAGUACCCUUAUUGGACAUCACAUAUAAUAUCCUCUUUGAGGCUGUGACUACUUUGCUGACAUUAUUGUCCUACCAACUCUUCCAGAAGGAGAUCCUGAGAGAGAACAUUAUUUACAAAUACCUUUCACAAGGUCAAUGCCUUUCUCUGACCAGUAGGCUUGUAAAGACGUUGUUGUAUAAUUUCAUCCGACAAGAGAAAUGCCCAUCCCCUGUUGCCCACAUUUUUCAGCCACAAACAGAAGGUGCUGGGUUACUUUAUGGACUUGCGUCAGGUGUUGCCAGUGGUCUUUGGACAGUUUUUACAUUAGGGGGAGCUGCAAGUAAACAAAGCCCCGAGAAAGAUCUUCCACUUCCAUUGCCCAAUCAGAGCCUUUUGUUACUGCUUGUACUGGCCAACUUGCCUGAUGGACCGGAUACUCCUAACCCUUACAAGCAGGCCAUUAUGUCCUUCAGAAACACACAAGAUAGCUCUUCACUUCCCUCUCCUAAUCCACACUCCUUCCAGAUCAAUUUUAACAGCCUUUAUACAGCACUGUGUGAUCAGCAGAAAUCUGAUCAAGCCACCCUACUUCUGUACACGUUGCUUCAUCAGAAUACUAAUGUCAGGACCUACAUGCUUGCUCGGACCGAUAUGGAAAAUCUAGUGAUGCCCAUUUUGCAGAUUCUCUAUCAUGUAGAAGAGAGAAAUUCACAUCAUGUGUAUAUGUCACUCAUCAUUUUGUUAAUUUUGACGGAAGAUGAUGCAUUUAAUCGAUCAAUUCAUGAAGUGAUUUUAAAAAAUAUUACAUGGUACACAGAGCGGGCCCUGACUGAAAUUUCCCUUGGGAGUCUCUUAAUUCUGGUGGUCAUCCGCACUAUUCAGUUCAACAUGACAAGAACAAGGGACAAAUAUCUUCAUACCAACUGUCUGGCGGCAUUAGCCAACAUGUCUGCUCAAUUCCGCUGUCUUCACCAGUAUGCAGCUCAGAGAAUUAUCAGUUAUACCUGCCGCCAAAUGCGGAGAUACUUGUAUAUCUUGGAUACAAUGUAUUUUCCCCACUCCCAUUGCACUACGCUGCAGCAGUGCUUCGCAUCCCUGGGUGACACGGGAGAGGAGCUCAUGCACUUUACUUGCUCUUACAUUCUCAGGUCCUAUGCUUCCAGUUUAUUUGCCCUUUUGUCUAAAAAACACAACAAAGUUCUGGAACAAGCUACACAGUCUUUAAGAGGGCCGUUUGACUUGGAUGAAAACUCUUCACUGCCAGACUAUGCCCAGGAUUUAAAUGUAAUUGAGGAAGUGAUCCGCAUGAUGCUGGAAAUCAUCAAUUCCUGUUUAACCAGCUCUCUACAUCACAACCCCAACCUGGUUUAUGCCCUUCUCUAUAAACGUGAACUGUUUGAGCAGUUCAGAACGCAUCCUUCCUUUCAAGAUAUCAUGCAGAAUUUGGACAUGGUGAUUGGCUUUUUCAGCACCCGACUUGAGCAGGCUGGGACAGACCUAUCCGUGGAACGUGUUCAGGAGGUUAUCAAGCAAGGUGCAGUGGCUUUGCCAAAAGACCGCCUUAAAAAAUUUCCAGAGCUGAAAUUCAAGUACGUGGAAGAAGACCAGCCAGAGGAGUUCUUCAUUCCUUACGUGUGGUCACUGGUGUACAGCUCCGGAGCGGGCUUGUACUGGAGCCCACAGAGCAUCGAGCUCUUCACCAUGGACUCCGGCUGAGGGCCUCAAGGAGUGGAAAGAAACGCCUGACCUCCUGGGAAGCACAGCAUGCUGAGAAGACUGCCACCUAGCUGUAGGUUAUUGGAUAGACUCCUUUAAAAUGAAACGAUUUAGGCCGCUUAAACUCUUCAAGCCAUGUUGUUAGAUAAAAACAGGUAACUAUAUCUGCAUUUACAUAUACCUUAAAUGUGUGUGUGUGUGUGUGUGUGUGUGUGCAUGUGUCUGUCAGUGUGUGUAUAAUACACACACACAUACACACUGAAUAUAUGUAUGUGUGUGUGUGUGUGUGUGUGUCCAGUAUGUAUGAAUCCCCUGCAGUGGACUGGCACCCUGUGCAGAGUUUGUUCCUGCCUUGCUCACAAUGAUUGCUGGGAUAGGCUCCAGCUUCCAGAGGUGCAUACACACACACACACACACACACACAUACAUAUAUAUAUACUCAGAGAGAGAGAGAUGCUUGUGUGUGUGUGUGUAUAUGUCUGUGUAUGUGUAAAUAUGUAUAUGUACAGACUAUACAUAUACACUAUGUGUGUGUGUGUGUGUGUGUAGAAUUAUAGCACAUUUCAGCUGAGGCUGCCACUGGAUCCAAGUAUUAAAAAAUCUGUAAGUUGUCAAAUAGAAUUUAUUUAAAAAAGAAAAAACAAAAAGUCAAACAAACAGGAAGCGAAGGCUUCACAACUUGCGUCUCCAGCUGCAGACUAAACAAACAAGUCGGCCGCAAGUCUCCUCCAGUCUCAGGCUGCUGAUUCCCACCUCUCUUUCUCUAUGCAGUGUGUCUCUGUGCGUCUGCAGAGCGCCAGACGCCCCCCACCAUUCUACAUUGAUAAUAAUUCUCAAGAUAGCUUGUGUUCACUCUGUAAGGCUAUGAGGUGGAAUUAAUAAGAAGUCAAACAGCAAGGGGGCCUGUUAAUUGUCUUUCAUUUCAUGUCUUUAUUAAUCUUUAUAUAGACCUAGAAAUCUAUUUAAAUGGACGACGGAAAAGAAGACUUAUGCAUGAGUUAAUGAAAUGGAGAUAAGUCGUCACAACGUACAACCCAAAAAGCAGAGCCGGGGAUGACCUGGCCAUCCCGUGCAGCACCUCUUAGCAUUUGUUUUUUCCAGCUCAAGGCUGACUUUCUAGAAUGUUCCUUCUUCCAUCGAGUCUUUCUCAGGUCAGUUGUGUAUGUCACUCAGUGUGACGGCGAGACACCUCCGACACCACGUAAGAAGUUGUAAAGAGCCGUAGACGCGACUCCAAAGCUUUACGCAGACACUUCUCUUGCUCUCUGAAGUGUGACUUUUUACUUUGUGCUUCCUGCCUGUUCAUUCUCAAAUAGGAAGGCCUGCCGAAUAAGCAUAACUCGUAUCGUUUUUCAGUGUAAGGGAAAAAUCUAAAUAAAUAAAGGAGACGGAGCGGUGCUGGGAAUGCGGUCAGCUCAGUCGCAUGGAAGCAGUUAGUCUUCAUGUGCACAGACAUUACGGUACUUUUAGAAAGGCCCAGUGCUUUAAGUCAGGCGAGCCUUCAUUAUGAUUUGACGUUUGUGUUGGUUUUCAAAGAAUUUUCCUUUUUUUUUUUUUUUUUUUGGUUAUGUAAUGUUUUCAUUUCACAGGGAUAAAUAACUUCAAAAACAUAAAGUUGCAUGCACAAUUGUAUGCUUUAGUGUUCAUUUUUGCAAAGUGAGAAUAUUUUUAUAAGAAGUGAUUUUGCUUCAUUAAUUUGGCUGUGCAGCCAUGCAGUUCAUUUGAUUCAGUGAGCCGACUGAACACGUCUGUUUGCGGAGACGGUCAGGGGGGUCCUCCAAGUCCUGUGUUGGGGCGUCCAGAUCUCGGUUAACAUCUGAAAUGGCACAAACAAAAAAAAUCCCACGGUCAGGUAUACAGUCGACAUCGAAACCAUCGUUCAAACACAUUUUAUUCUUCUGACAUUUUAUAUGCCUGAAUUGUACGACCGCAGCACAGCAGGCAUUCAAACCUCUGUAUAUAAAAGGUGAUAUUUUUUUCUGUUCUUUGACGUUUUGCUUUAAUUAAAUAGAAGAUGGACUCAUGAACAAUGGCACAACAUCGGGGUGGCAUUCAUCUACUUGUGCGCAAAAAAAUACAAUUAUUAAAAGAAA